Messenger RNA from Mizuhopecten yessoensis (Yesso scallop), 3566 nucleotides. RefSeq names its product baculoviral IAP repeat-containing protein 2-like. Lineage: Eukaryota; Metazoa; Mollusca; Bivalvia; Pectinida; Pectinidae. The record is from RefSeq and is a predicted model, not a curated record. The coding region runs from base 41 to 2539 and encodes 832 amino acids. The transcript has 7 exons.
CACAAUCAAUAUAAAUAAAUGAAAGUAUCUUGUUCAUUGCAUGAGAACACCGACAUACCUAGUUCCUUUCAUGAUGAGUUAUCGGAAGUCAACACUUGGGAUUUUCCUAGCGUGCAUUGGACUCUUUUCCGGAUAUGUCAUUAGGCGCGAUUCCUUGAAAUCGUUCCGGAACGGAAGGUCACAUGACCUUGACACGUUCAACCCUUCACAUGACCUCACCCGGAAAAGCGUGCUAGUAGAUACCACACCUGAUGAAUACAUAGAACUUGUUUUAUUGAUGCAAGUGGAUUUUAACGAUACCUUCGUUCCAUGUCAAAUAAUAACGUUUUACCGCUUUAUUUCAGUAUUAAUUAAUCAGUUUAGUAGCUUCGGUUUUAGUUCAAGAAAUGAACAUCAGAAAACGAAACAAAAUCCAGAUUCAUGUACUAGUCAUAUAACCGAAAUAGAAACUACUUCAGAAUGGAUUCACGGAAGGAAAAGGGCAAUUCAUGUUUCUCGCCAACGUGCUAAUGAAAACGCAAAUCACUCGGACGAUUUUUCCACUGAUAAUGGAACGCGCCAGACUUUACAGAUACCAUACUUCAAGCUUGACCAUGUAGCCUUGGAGCUGAAAACAGGAAUUAAGUUAUCAGUGACAUUGUUUUUUAUUUUAACUAGAAUAUUUUGGAUGAUUUUGCGAAAUGUUCCACGACAUUUUGACAAGACAGGAGCAAGGGCUGUAAAGGGGGAUACACCAAACAGCACUUAUCACUGGGGAUUGCUUAAGUAUUUUCUAGAAUCGUCUAAUUCGUUUAUCGACUCAGUAACCACAAAAAGCUGUAGUAGCAUGAAAAAAGUGUUGGAAGAUACCAUGUCGACCUUAUCACCGCCCCCACAAGACAUCGUAGUGGCACCAGUCACAGAGUUAAACGAUUAUUUUGAAACGACGAGUCACAUGGACACAUCCAAUAUUGACAUUUCUUUGAAUAUUGAGAUUUUACGGAUAGAAAGUUUUCGUAACUUUUCCCGCUCGGCUCCAGUUAGUACAAUACGUCUUGCAGAGAAUGGAUUCUUUUAUACAGGGAAAUCAGACGAAGUUGAGUGUUUUCAUUGUCAUGUUAGGUAUAGCGGAUGGAGUAGGGGCGACACACCAUUUGAUAUUCACAAGAAAACAUCACCUGAUUGUGAUUUUGUUCGUGGGAUGGAAACAGUAAACGUCCCAUUGUUGCAGCCAUCUCGCAAAAAUUCAAAUAAAGAAGACGGCACGACAUGCGAACGUGCGUGUACCCGAGACGUUUGUGGACCACCGGAAAUGGGGAAUGAUGCAAAAGUGAGCGAUUAUCAGUUUAGGAGCAAACCAAGCUCAGAUAAGCUGCAUAGCAACGCAGUGUCAAUCGAGUCACAAAUCAUUUCUUACCGCAACACUAUCGAAAAUGAGCGUCAUAGCAACGCAAGCGUUCCUGCAUCGCAUAGCAACACAGAUGACAUUGCAUUGCACAUUAUCAACGGAGGGAAAAGAAACCAAGCGUCCGAGGAAGGCAGGGUUUUUGAAAACGAGGCAGGUGGAAAAGAGGGGGGCAACCUAAAAAAUCUCCAACAUUCGGAAUGCAUUGGUAGAAGACAGGAGAAAAAUGCUUUAACAGGCAAAGAAGAUGUCAAAAUAACAUAUUUGGAUGAAAACAAUACAAAUCAGACUGACUGGCGGACAAAAUAUUCCGGAAAGCUCCGACUUGCACCACUAGCGUAUGUGAGAAAAUCUUUAAUGUAUCCUGCUUAUGCAAUCCCUACCAUUCGUCUCAGUUCAUAUAAAGGCUGGUCGACGACUUCUGGACAUAACCCAAGGUCUCUGUCAGACGCCGGGUUUAUAUACGCAGGUUAUGGGGAUCUAGUCCGGUGUUUCUGUUGCGGAGGAGCUCUCCGGAACUGGUUGCCAGGAGACGACCCUUGGAUUGAACAUGCUAGAUGGUUUCCGGAAUGUGUGUACCUUCGGCAGAGCAAGGGAGAUAAUUUUAUACUCCUGGUCCACGAUGACGUCACGUUGCCACAGAUGAGCAGUCACAACAAAAGUAUAACCCCCCAGUCAGCCACAGGAGAGGCAGAUUCGUCCCCGGUACCAGAAAACGCAAGACACUUUAGUCCGGAUCCAGUCGAUCAGAGCGUGGAGGAUCCGUUCACUCAGAGGGUGAAGGCAAUGGGAUUCUCGAUGGACACUAUUUUGUCCGGUGUGACGUCACUACAAAGACAAGGAAAGCCGAUAGACGCAUUCAACAUUAUAAAUGAAAUUUUAUGUUCGGAAAUUAUCCCCGAACGGGUCGGACUGGACGACAUCGAUAGUUUUCAAAAGAAACAACAAACCGUGCGGAGAAACAACAGACAAGUUCAAGGUGCAGAAAAGCCAAUUCUGCGGACCAAGAAUAAAUGUAAAAUUUGUCUUGGGGAGGACGCAUGCGUGAUGUUCUUGCCAUGUCAACACGUGAUAUGCUGCAAUGAGUGUGGUCCAGUACUUUACAAGUGUCCAGUUUGUCGCCAGGUCAUCAAAGAUCGUCUGGAGACCCAAUAAAAUGCAUUGAUCGUUACUAUUAGGACAGAAAGUUAAUUUCCAAUUGCUGUCGUUGAAUAAUUGAUACUUACAAGUUAUGAGAUCAACCUUAAAAGUGUUAUUAUGUUGUUUGAUUUAAAUAAUUGUGCAUCAAAACCAGUAUUGAUAUUCCUAGAAAAUAGAUAGAACGCAGCUGCCACAUACCUUGAUCUCCGAGGAAAACAGCGAGCACUGGAGUUAGCUUUAUACCCAGACACUUUCGUUUUUGAACGGUCAUAAAUGGACAUAAGUUGUUGUAUGUAUUUUAUAAGCAUAAUCUACCUCAUUUGAAACAAUAAUGAUGUUUAAACUGUAUAGGUGCUUGAAUUCGAUAUGAAUUUCUGAAUUAUUAUUAUGAUCACAUUAAGUUUAUUAAUAAUACACAUUAUCUGCAUUUUAAGUGUGUUUACUAGACCCUCUCGUUUUAACAUUGAAUAUGUCUCCUGGUCAGUAGGUAUACUGACAAUAUUAUUUGUUGUAACUAACACUAUAUCUCCUCGCCACUAAGUGUGUUUACAAGGCUCUUAAGAUGUUACAUUUCAUAUGAUGUUUGGUCAGAAGGUAUACUGACAAUAUGCUUUGUUGUAAAAUAUACUCUAUAACCUCGCCAGUUAGUGUGUUCACUAGACUCUUUAGAUGUAACACUAAAUAUUCCUAGAUUGUUAUACCUUAUCAUGCUAUUUAGUGGAAAUGGUCAUGUUGCCUGGAUUUAUUUUUUGUUACCGACAUAUCGGUAUUACUUUGAUAUUAGUUUGAUACAUAUCAUAAAUAAAUUGGUUGUUAUUUUAUAUUUUUAGUAUCUUUGAAAAACAUUCUCUGAUAUUUAUUUUGUUAUUGCGAUGAGAUGUGUGCCGACACGCGGAAAGAUAUACAGUAUAUUAUUAUUAGUUUAAUUGUAUGACAUUGAGUAAACACAUAACAUAAGCAUACAAUUGUAUUUUGCGUAACAGCUUCCAAAAUUUAUUGUAGUACUUUAGUGUUUUUAAUUCAUAUUGAAUAAAGUGUUUGU